AUGGAUUUUGCCGAAGAUUCCGCCGAUGCUCAGGCCGGUCGUCAAUUGCCGAGUCGCGAUGGCGUUGACCUUGCCACGUCAGCUGGCGAGCGUACCGGGCGGCAGCCCAAAAGCGUUGUUCGCGGACGUUUUGCCAUUCCCAUGGAGGAAGACGAACCGGUGCCAGAAACGUCAUCGAAUGUGCGCUCUGGUGGACGCUUCAAGAUCCCGAUGGACGACGAGACACCCUCCGGACGCUUCAAGAUCCCGAUGGAGGACGAGACACCCUCCGGACGCUUCCACAUCCCGAUGGAGGACGAGACGCCCUUGCCAUUGCCAGCACCAACCCGCACAGCCAAGAAUAAAAGGUCUGCCCGUGCCACGUCCGAGUUAGGAUCAGGGGCGCAUCAUCCCUUCCGAUUCAAGAUCCCAAUGGAUGACAACGACGAGCGGCAGGGGCACACAAGGCAAGAGAACUCCGAACCUCAGAGGCGGGCAGGGACCAUGGCGCGCGGUAGAAUUGCGAUCCCGAUGGACGAGGCAGAGGCCGAAACGUCUGGAUUGCUGGCGGCCCACAGUGGCAGCACCGCGGUGCCCGACAACGUGCACAAACCACCUGCCGCCUUGCCUGUAAGUGGAAAUUCGGAGUCCGGGGCCCAGGAUGGGAUGGCGAACGCCCGGGAGUCGAUUCCCCGGAAAAGGUCACCACCGGCAGCCACACCGCGGGUUCAAAUGCCGCCCCGGCCAAGUCCACGCCUCCCUGUGGAACCUCCCACAACUCAAAGGUCUGCACGACCAAAAGGAAUGACCACUACGGGGGCUUCACAGUUGCCUGGCGGAGGACAGCCGGCGGGUGAUGUAGGCAUGCCCGAACUGAGUAUGAAACAAGCGCAAUCGUCUUCUUCAACGAUAUCCGACUUGCCGAGGGUCCCUGACGAUGGGCACGAUCGAACCCUAAUGGAACAGCCGGAGAAGAUUACUUACGCUCCUCCGGACACUAGGGAGAACGGACCGGCGCUCACAGCGGCAACUGCGACGAGGGUUUUGGAGUUGACAGCUGAGCGUGGAAUUAUACUCGCCCGUCUGGAAGCCCUCGGAGCGCUUCAAAAUGCGAACGUCAACAACAUGGAGGCUGUCGAUUGGAUUCCCAGGAGACCUGGAGUCUUUGCGGGGUACACGGAUGUGCAGAUUCUAACAUCGCCCGCAGGGUUUGAAGGCAGAUCCGCGUGCGCCGGCCGACUGAUAUACCAGCUGACGGAACAUUUCGACUUUGCUGGGUUUGAUCACAUCCCCGGCAGCUAUGACAGCAGAUAUGCGUUCGCCGGCCGGACUGUAUGGAGCGUCGGCCAGCGACUCAGAAACGCGGAGCCUCCAUCGCUUGCAGGCAGUAGGGAAAUCCAUGUGUCCGGAGUGCGGAGAGUGACCAGGCUAUUGUUAAUUGUGAACGCAACUGCACAGGUAUACCAGCUGACGGAACAUUUCGACUUUGCUGGGUUUGAUCACAUCCCCGGCAGCUAUGACAGCAGAUAUGCGUUCGCCGGCCGGACUGUAUGGAGCGUCGGCCAGCGACUCAGACACGCGGAGCCUCCAUCGCUUGCAGGCAGUAGGGCAAUCCAUGUGUAUGCCACCACGACCAUUCACAUUGUCCGACUGCAUCCCCAUGGUCUCUACACUGCUGCAUUGUUCCUGCAGUGGACAAUCUGA
Molecule: messenger RNA, 1683 nt
Organism: Fomitopsis serialis
Lineage: Eukaryota; Fungi; Basidiomycota; Agaricomycetes; Polyporales; Fomitopsidaceae
Exons: 11
Coding region: 1-1683 (560 amino acids)
Source: RefSeq, a predicted model, not a curated record